Molecule: messenger RNA, 1599 nt
Organism: Linum trigynum
Lineage: Eukaryota; Viridiplantae; Streptophyta; Magnoliopsida; Malpighiales; Linaceae
Source: the annotation of a GenBank genome assembly
AUGAGGCCUGCUUCUUCUUCAGAUAGAAUCAAUAUUGCUGCCAGUGCACGAAGACUGGAUGUCGAUAAUCGGAUUUCCCUCAGAUUCUAUUACCGAAUCGCUGACAAUAUUCUUCGCCAGGCUGACAUAUUUCGACUCGAGAAGAAUGUAAUAGAUCUUUACAUCAUGCUUUUAAGGUUCUCAAGCUUGGUUUCAGAGACGAUACCACGUCAUCGAGAGUAUGGUUCAUCUCCUCAGACUAAAAAAGUCUACUUGAAAAAGAAAUUAUUGGCUGCUGUUGAAGAGCUUGAAAAGUUGAAGCCAGCAGUGCAACAGAGGAUCAACGAAUUUAACCAUCGCCACACAUAUCAAUUAAAUGGCUGGUCCAAUAACCAUCAAAGUGAUGCAUCACAGUGGCCUCCUGUUAAAAAUGGAAUUAUGCCUAGCUAUGAUUUGACGAAGGCAGUGAGACCGAUAUUCCAGACAUCUGGUUUUUCAGGUCCUAGGACGCAGCAACUUUCCCUUGCCAGGCCAGUAGAAGAACAGUUCCAUAGAAUAUCCUUAAGCUUCCCACGCCCAAAGGAGGAAACUCUUUCAAGACAUUCUAUAUUUGGUCCAAACGGAUUGUAUGGAAACUGGCAGCCACCUAAAAGUGAUAAAAGAGUCCAAUAUCCGAUGAAUAUAGACCUAUCGCCAGUUGAAAUUCCACGCUUGCAGCAUUCUGUGGAAAGUUCACUUCCUGUGGAGAAAGAGUCUAGCAUUUCACAACUUGGUAGCUCAGAACCGUCAAUAGGAAAUGGAUUACCACAUAAGUCAGAUUCUAGGACUUCAGAGCCUCAAAGUUCAAGUGCAGAAUUGACUGUUAUCCAGAGUGAUGAAAGUCGGAACCGUAAAACAGUGGAACCGGUUGCCAUGAUUUCGUUUGAUACCCAAGACGUCCCCAUCCAUACAGAUAUUGUUAGACAACCUUCUCCCCCAGCUGUACUGGCAGAAGUACAAGAUUUGAUUCCAGUAACGUCUCCACAAGUUAUGGAGCCAGAUUGUAAAAUGGACAUUUCCGCACCUGAUCUUCGCUCAGAGUCUCCCCUUGAACUGCACAUUUCAACCAACAUGAUGGAAAGUUUCAUGAAGUUGGCUAAUAUUAAUACGGAUAAGAAUUUGGAAACUUGUGGUAUCCUUGCUGGCUCUCUUAAAAACAGGAAGUUUUAUAUUUCAGCCCUCAUCAUUCCGAAACAGGAAUCGACAACAGACUCUUGUCAGGCGACAAAUGAGGAGGAAAUUUUCGAAGUGCAGGAUAAAAGGUCCCUUUUUCCCCUUGGGUGGAUUCAUACACAUCCUACACAGUCUUGUUUCAUGUCAUCCAUCGAUGUCCACACCCAUUACUCUUAUCAGAUCAUGUUGCCAGAAUCUGUAGCUAUUGUCAUGGCACCACGAGAUGCUUCUAGGAAACAUGGCAUCUUUCGGCUGACAACUCCGGGAGGCAUGUCAGUAAUAAGGCAGUGUCAGCAAAGGGGAUUUCAUGCGCACGAUCCACCCGCCGACGGCGGACCAAUCUACAAAGCGUGUACAGACGUUUAUAUGAACCCUACCCUUAAAUUUGAUGUCAUUGAUCUACGGUAA